GCGCCGUCGACCGUGAGCCCGGAUCCCCUCCCCGCGGCGACCCGGCACGACCGGCCGCAGGCGGCGACACCUGCUCCGCGGAUCCCUUCGCCAGGAGCGAGGCUGAGGUUGCCAGCUGUGCCUGAAUGCGGAGAAGCCAUGGCGUCCUGCGGGCCGCGCCUGGUGCUCCUGUGCGCCGCGCUCGGCGUGGCGGCCGCCGCCAAGAUCAUCAUUGUGCCGCCCAUCAUGUUUGAGAGCCACAUGUACAUCUUCAAGACGCUGGCCUCGGCGCUGCACGCGCGCGGCCACCGCACUGUCUUCCUGCUGUCGGAGGGCCGCGACCUGGCGCCCUCGCCCCACUACGGCCUGCGGCGCUACCCGGGCGUCUUCAACAGCUCCGCGGCCGACGCCUUCCUGCAGGCCAAGAUGCGCAGCAUCUUCUCGGGGCGCCUGACGGCGGUGGAGCUGCUGGACAUCCUGGAGCAGUACACGCGGAACUGCGACCUGGUGCUGGGCAACCGCCCGCUGCUGCGCGCGCUCCGGCGGGAACGCUUCGACCUGCUGCUCGUCGACCCCAACGACAUGUGCGGCUUCAUCAUCGCGCACCUGCUGGGCGUGCGGUACGCCGUGUUCUCCACUGGGCUCUGGUACCCGGCCGAGGUGGGCGCACCCGCGCCCCUGGCCUACGUGCCCGAGUUCAACUCGCUGCUCACGGACCGCAUGAGCCUGGUGCAGAGGAUGAAGAACGCGGGCGUGUACCUGGUGUCCCGGCUGGGCGUGCGCCUCCUGGUGCUGCCCAAGUACGAACGCGUCCUGCGGAAGCACGGGCUGCUGCCCGGCAAGUCCAUGUACGACCUGGUGCAUGGCUCCAGCCUCUGGAUGCUCUGCACCGACGUGGCGCUGGAGUUCCCGCGGCCCACGCUGCCCAACGUGGUGUACGUGGGCGGCAUCCUGACCAAGCCGGCCGGGCCGCUGCCCCAGGAGCUGCAGAGCUGGGUGGACGGGGCCGGCGAACACGGCUUCGUGCUCGUGUCCUUCGGGGCCGGCGUCAGGUACCUGUCGGAGGACGUCGCCCGCAAGCUGGCGGGGGCGCUGGGCCGGCUGCCCCAGAGGGUGAUCUGGAGGUUUUCUGGACCCAAACCGAAGAACCUGGGGAACAACACGAAGCUCCUGGAGUGGCUGCCGCAGAACGACCUGCUGGGGCACUCGCGCAUCAAGGCCUUCCUGAGCCACGGCGGCCUGAACAGCAUCUUCGAGACCAUGUACCACGGCGUCCCCGUGGUGGGCCUCCCGCUCUUCGGGGACCAUUACGACACGAUGACCCGCGUGCAGGCCAAGGGCAUGGGGGUCCUGCUGGACUGGAGGACAGCGACCGAGGCCGAGCUGCACGCGGCCCUGGCGGCCGUGAUCGGCGACCCCAGCUACCGUCGCAGGGCCCGGCAGCUGUCCGAGAUCCACCGGGACCAGCCCGGGCACCCCGUGCAGCGGACCGUGUACUGGAUCGAGUACAUCCUGCGCCACCGGGGCGCCCCGCACCUGCGGGCGGCCGUCCACCAGCUGUCCUUCUGGCAGUACUUCCUCCUGGACGUGGCCGCUGUGCUGCUGCUGGCCGCCGCCCUGCUCUGCGCCCUGCUGUCCUGGGCCGCCUCCCUCGUCUGCCGACGGGCCCGCAGCUGCUGGUCCGGGCACACGCCGAGCGCGGUGAACGGGCACUACCACAACGGGGUCCCCAACGGCCGGUGCAGGAGGAACGGCCGCGUCCUGCACGAGAAGAAGGCGAAGUGAGCGCGUGGCCCCCGUCCCCGCAGGCCCCUGCUGUCACUCAGCCUAACAGCCACCGAGCGUCGCGUCAGCAAACAGUUCUAACACCCCUUCCCGAGCUACUAACGAGCCCGGUGCAGUUCAGGGCUGCGAGGGCCUGGCCCUGGGGGCGGAGCCCGCUGUGUGCCGACGCCGAGGCCGAGGCCGAGGCCGGCACGGACCUGCGAGCGGCCUCAGUGACUCCCGUUGGGCCGGGCCCGUGUCGGACUUCGUUCUGAGCCCCGCGUGCGUGUCCCGGGCGGGGAUGGUCUCCUUCCGCUGUGCGUGCAGCUGCCUGGCUGCCGCACAUGCGAGGGAGGCGCGGCGCACUCAGGAGGGGCCUGGAAAGCCUCGUGGGGUCCGACGUGCCUCGUCCGGAACCUGACACCGGCAAACUCAGGACUCGCGUCGCAGGCCCCGCCCCCCAUGCUGAACGCAGAGGAAGGAAAACGAUCGGAACGCCGGCUUUCGUACUCUUGGGUUUUUUGUUUUAGUUUCUUUGUUGGCUUUGUCUUCUUUUUCUUACAGACCAGAUGCUUCUGGGGGAAACAUGUACGAUUAAGCAAAUGUAUACAUUGGUUGUCAUGUGUUGUUUUCCCCUAACCAGCCAUCGGCCUCUGGAAGAAUCUCACAGUUGUUUUCCGCUUCAUUUUCCCACGUGACGCGUUCACUGUGUAACGGGACCAAGCGGCCAGGCCCUGACUCCUGCUGCCGUGGCGGGUGAAGGCGCCGGUCGCUGUGGCCCCGGUGCUCACCUGCUGGCGUUGCCACACGUGGCUGCCGACUGCUCAGCUGGGGUGGCUCCAAAGUUUUAACUGUACAGAACCGCCCUUGUCACGCCUUUUGUUUUCUGGGCCACGCAGUCUGUGUCACCGAGGUGCCAACGUGUAACUUGUCCGGGGGCCAUUGCGGCCUCCCUGCCGCCCCGCCCUGUCCGAUCUUGUGACCUCAGACUUUCUGUGCCGUGCAGACGUGUCCGAGAACUUGCGCUGUUGUCGAAGCCGAGUUUCGAAAAUGAGCUCCUGUCCCCUCCCUCCUCUUCCCCCAGCAGCGGCUUCGGGCCAGCGUGGCUGACGGGACCGGCCGGGGACCGUCCCCCCGCAGAGCAGAGGUGCCCGUCAGACGGUGACGACAGGACCUCCGGCAAACACCCCCCGUUGAGCAACUCUUGAGUUUAUUUCAGGUCGUUCUGUUUACUUAGCAUUUGCACUUCACACGUUGAGCUUUAUUUAUUGAUCGUUUGACCUCCUGCGUCUGACAGCGGCACAGAAGCACCCAGUCACCCGGCGAUACCCGCGGGCGCGGGAGGAGCUGUGAACGUUCCGAGUGCUGUCCCCUCUGCGCACACAAUGACCCGCGAUGUCCGCCGCCCACCGGGAGCCACCGUGCCGCGCGUGGGCGUCCGCUGUGUCCUCCCGGCUGUGCAGGCGCGCGGCGGCGCUCUGAGUGCUUGACGGAACGGCGUCCUCCACGCGGGCGCGCCAGUCACAUCUUGACACAAUCUGCGCGUCUCGUAGCCGUGGAAACGGGGCAGAGGCGGCUGUGAGCGGUGGGCUGGCGACGGGGCGAGGAGUGUGUGGGGAGCGGAUCUUGCUGUUUUGGGAACGGGACGCAUCGGCGGGGUGCCCUCGCUGGGUGGUGGAGCA
Molecule: messenger RNA, 3425 nt
Organism: Pteronotus mesoamericanus
Lineage: Eukaryota; Metazoa; Chordata; Mammalia; Chiroptera; Mormoopidae
Gene: UGT8
Product: UDP glycosyltransferase 8
Exons: 7
Coding region: 139-1764 (541 amino acids)
Biological process (GO): galactosylceramide biosynthetic process
Cellular component (GO): endoplasmic reticulum
Molecular function (GO): N-acylsphingosine galactosyltransferase activity
Source: RefSeq, a predicted model, not a curated record